Eleginops maclovinus (Patagonian blennie) is the source of this 1995-nucleotide messenger RNA. RefSeq names its product tetraspanin-8-like. The transcript is spliced from 9 exons. The coding region runs from base 386 to 1165 and encodes 259 amino acids. Gene Ontology annotation, cellular component: plasma membrane. The record is from RefSeq and is a predicted model, not a curated record. Lineage: Eukaryota; Metazoa; Chordata; Actinopteri; Perciformes; Eleginopidae.
AAAGUAGAAGUACCAGAGUGUAGGAAUACUCUGUCACAGUAAAAGUAUUCUAAAUGUUCCUCCAGUGAAAGUAGUCCUUGUUUGAUCGGUAAAGUCUGAUUUAAGGGGUCAUUAUAUUUACCAUCAUUGAUCCAGAUCUGCAAAGUUACUAAAGGUAUUAAAUAAAUGUAGUUUAGUUUAUUUUGAAUUUAACAUGACCUACCUUUCGUGUCCCGGAAAGCCUAACCACACCCCCUGCUCCUUACUCUAAGCCUCCACCCCUCAUGUUUACCCUAUAAACCGCAUCACCCCAGAUCCUUCCUCACUGUGUUUUUCCGCUGUUGCUGUGUUUCACGGUUUUGAAGAAUUUACUGCCUUUUUGUUGUAUUUUAACAUACAACAAAACAUGACUAAGGUCAACAUCUGCCUCAAACGGCUUCUCACCAUCUUCAACAUCUUCUUUGCGAUUAUCGGCGGCCUCGUCCUCUGCCUCGCUUUCCUCACACAGACACUCACCUUCAGCCAUGUUCAGGUGGAGGGUCGUUCCACCGUCCUCAUCGCCCUGUACCUGUUUGGCUCCAUCACCAUGGUGAUCGCUGUGCUGGGGGCCUAUGGGUCUCACAAGGAGAGCAAAGGCUGUCUGAUCGCGUUCCUGGUCUGUAUGGUGAUUGGAAGUAUGGCGAUGCUCCGCACCGGGAUCCCUGCUGCCGCCAUGCGGCCGAAGGCGGCCGGCGUUCUGGAAGAGAAGCUACGGAUGUUACUGCCUCUCGACACGGCUACAAGCGAUGUGAGGGUAUUGGCUGAGAGUCUGCAGCUGCAGGCGCACUGCUGCGGUAUGUUCAGCUACAAGGACUGGGAGGACAACAUCCCCGACUCCUGUCUGUGCAGCCGAGCCGCGGAAAUGCAGGGGAUCUGCCAGAACGUCUUCAUCGGAAUGAGGUCGAAGGUCAUCUACGAGGAGGCGUGCUUCCCGAUCAUCCGGCACUACUUUCUGUUCGUCGUCGACUUCAUGAUCGGAGUCGCCUUCACUCUGGCGGCUCUGGCGCUGCUGGGCAUGGCUCUGAGCUCGCUGAUGAUCCACCAGAUGCGUUACACCAACCGCUCCCAGAUGGUGAUGACCGUUCCUGCAGUCUUCAGCGGCAUGCCGCCCAAAUACGAGGAGCUGCAAAACCCUCCGGAGUAUUAAACACUCCUCUUCUUCCUCCGGGACAGGAAGUCCACUUUAUUCCGAUGCAUUCUUCAAUUCCAGCGCCCUAACGUGCCUUACCGGGUUUUAUUCUGUAAUGCAGAUCAGCUUUCAGAAAAGCGGAAGUGCAUUUAUAAUCAUUUUCCUGCUCGGAUUGAAUCGGAUUUAUUAAUCACUGGUGUGUUUGUCUGAGUUAGUUCAUUUGAUUAAGUUCUGUCAUCACAACAUUAAACAUUAGAUCAUGUACGUUGAGAAAUAUGCACAUUUAGAGACUUUAUCCUCUAAAUUCAGAUGUUGUUCUAAUUGGCUCUGUGCAUUUUUUAACUGUAAUGAAAUAGUAAGAAAGUUUGAGUUUAGAUUAUUUCCCUUCAUCUGUUUUCUGAGGAUGUUUGUGUUGCAUAUUGGACAAAAAAAGACAAGGAUUUCCUUUUCAAAAGUGUUAAAAGAGAAAAUGACCUGGAAAGUCUUGGAGCCUUCUUCAUUGAAAUGCUCACUUGUUUGAUAAAGACUUUAAAAAUCAAGACGAAAAAAUCUGAACAUUAUAAUAUUUUUUAUAAAACACACAUUUCCCAGCAUCCUCUCUGUUCUGUCUAUUCAUUCCAUACAAUCUUCAUGAAAGCUUUACAUUUCCUUUAUCUGUCGUUGUCAGAUGUAGAAAAGCACCGUCUUUCCACUUUUCUUAUUCUUAAUUGGUGAUUGAAGUGCCUUAAAUGUUGCACUGGUAUUUUCAUGUGUUUCUAACGCACAAAGCUUUGCAACGUGAAUGUUUUUCUUCCACUUUGACUUUACCAAAAACAUGUUCUAUGUUCAAUAAAUCGUGUGUGUGAAAA